Molecule: messenger RNA, 1116 nt
Organism: Ichthyophthirius multifiliis
Lineage: Eukaryota; Ciliophora; Oligohymenophorea; Hymenostomatida
Product: splicing arginine serine-rich 6, putative
Exons: 10
Molecular function (GO): zinc ion binding; RNA binding
Source: RefSeq, a predicted model, not a curated record
AUGGACAUGUGUCUAUUUUAAGCUAAUGAAAGAGAUUUGGAAAAUCUUUUCAUUAAAUAUGGAAAAAUCCGUGAAAUUAAAAUAAAAUCAAAAGGGGCCAAUAAUUAUGGGUUUAUAGAAUUCGAGGAUUAAAGAGAUGCUAAAGAUGCUUUAGAAGAAUGCAAUAAUUUAGAAUUUAAAGGAAAAUAAUUAAGAAUAGAAUUUGGUCAUGGAGGAAGAAGAAAAAGAUUAUAAAAUUGUUAUUAUUGUGGGAGAAAUAAUCAUAACAUGAAAGAUUGCAGAAAAAAAUACGGAGAUGGAAAACCUAAGUGCUAUAAAUGUGGAUCAAUAAAUCAUAAAUUUAAAGAUUGCAGAAAAAGAAGUAGAACAAGAUCAGAAAGUAGAAGAAAACAAAGAUAUUCACGAUCUAAUUCAAGAAAAGUAAAUAAAAGAUACGAUGAUAGAAAUAAAAGAAAUUCACGUUCUAUUCAGUCUGAUAAAAGAGUAAAAGAUUAAAAAUCAAAUGAAAGAUAUAGAAGAAGAGAUGAUAGUAGUAGAAGAGAUUAUAAUAGAAGAAGAGAUGUUAGCAGAAGAAGAGAUGAUAGUAGAAGAAGAGAUUAUUAUAGAAGAAAAGAUAAUAGUUCGAUAAGAGAUGAUAGUAGAAAAAGAGAUUCAAGUAGAAAAAGAGAUUCAAGCCGAAGAAGAGAUAAUAGUAGAAGAAGGAAAAGCUAAAUCAGUAUGGCUAAAGCAUUCGGAUGUUCAACUGAAGGAAAAAUCGAAGUAAAAGAUAUUAUCUCUGAAUGUGAAUGUGCAGAUAAAUCAACAUGUGUAUGGACUACAGGAAGAAGACCUGUAAUGGGAUGCCCUUGUCCUGUAAAACCCUCUUCUAAUACAAAUUAUGAUGCGGUAUUAUCAGCUGAAAUUUUAGGUUGCAGUGACAAAAAGAUAGAAAUAAAUAAAAAUUUUGGAUAAUGUGAAUGUGCUGGCGGUAAGGGAUAAUGUAUUUUUUCAGGAAGAAAAGCGAUUGCAGGAUGUCCAUGUCCAGGAGGAAGAUUACCUGUAGAUAGUGAUUUUGUAGAAGUAUAACCUGUAAGUCAUAAAAAGAAGAAAAAAACUAAAAAAAAUGCUGAUUUAUGA